AUGGGUAAGUGUACACUAGAUUUCAGGUGAUGAGCAGAUCAUUUUAAGCCACCUUUUUCCAGGAUUCUUAAUGGGAAUCAUCCGAAUGUUUCGUCAGCGUCGUGGCAACACAGUGUCGGAUGUGGAAGGCGAUAAGUACAUAGAAGCCGCUCAUCGCGAUCUCUCUUCGUAAGUUUAAGCUCAAGUUGUACAUCUUUUCACAUUAUGAAAACGUUCAGUUCAUUCGUGGAGCAUCACAUGCACAUCGCCCAGCUCUCCGAAAAGUUCUUCCACUCGCACAUUGAUAUUGUCGAACCGAACAAAUCGAAGGGGCUGAGCAAACAGGACGCGGCUCAAAAGUUGAAAACAGACGGACGGAACGCUUUGUCGCCGCCGAAAACCAUCAGCAACAUGGAGUUGUUCGUGCGGCAAUUCAAAAAUCUUCUGUGGGUGCUCAUGUUCGGAGCGGCGGCCCUUUGCUUCUUGACCUACAUCUACGACCCGACGGAUGCUCUCAAUCUGUACGUCGGAAUCUUCAUCGUCGCCAUCGUCUUCAUCAUGUGCGUCGUGUCGUUUUUCGAGGAGAAGAAGGGAGUGGCGGUGGUGCGUGCGUUCCAAACUCUCAUGCCCACAUCGUGUCAGGCGAUUCGAGACGGAAAGGAAGUGAUUCUGAACCCUGAAGAGCUUGUCGUCGGAGACGUUGUAGUCGUGCGGUCCGGGUGCAAAGUACCGGCUGACAUAAGGAUCAUCGCGUGUACCGACUUCUUCCUGGAGACGAGCUCAAUCACCGGAGAAGCCGAACCGAUCGAGUUCAACGCGAAGACCGCCGACACCAAAGUAUCCAUCUUCGAAUCGUACAAUAUCGCCUUCAACGGAUCGUUCUGCGUCGACGGAGAGGGCUACGGUAUUGUGGUGAGAACCGGAGAACGCACAGUGAUCGGACAAAUCGCGUCUCUGACUCUCGGACAGAAAGAUCACAAGUGCAAAUUCGAAACUGAGAUUGAGCGAUUCGUGCAAUUCAUCACCGUCAUGGCGAUCACGAUGGCCACCAUCAUCUUCACGAUCGGAAUCAUCGUCAACGGAGGACACAACGUCAUCCGGCUCUUCGUCACCGGAUUCUUGAUGGUCAUCAUUGCCAACGUGCCGCAAGGACUUCCGACCACAGUCACCACCGAACUGACGAUCAUCGCGCGGCGAAUGGCGAAGAAGAAUGUGUUUCUGAAAAAGUUGGAGAAGAUCGACAGCGUCGGAGCGACGACCGUCAUCGCGUCGGACAAGACGGGAACUCUCACGAAGAACUGCAUGACGGUCACCGAUCUGUGGUACAACAACUCGUACAACAGCGCUCGUCCGGAGAACACCGGCAGAACGACGAAGAAGCGAAACCUGGACGCGCUGAACACUCUCGGAUGGUACGACGCUCCGCUCUCCGACAUUCUGAACGUGAUCUGUGUUUGCAACAAGGCCAGAAUCGAAAACAAUCUGACGACCAAAAUACGUCCGCCAAGAAUGUAAGCGGAUCAUUUUGAAGGAAAGUCUUAAAACAUGCCGGUUCUUGAUUUCAGCGACUCGGAACUUGAUUUGACCGCCUACCGCGGACAGCCAGUCAAGGAAAUGCUCAUCUCGGGAAAUCCGUCCGAGGUGGCACUUCUCCGAUACGCGUCCGGAAUGCUGGACGCCAGAGAGGUCCGCGACAACUUCCACAUCGUCUUCGAAGUCCCGUUCAACUCGGUGCGAAAGUUUCAUUUGAUCCUGGCGACCACCGAGAGCACUUGGGACGAGCUGGAGGAUCGGAAGCGGAAGAACGCCGACGUGGAGUUCAUUCUGAUGAUCAAGGGGGCGCCGGAGGUGCUCAUCAAGCAUUGCUCCACAGUGAACAUUGAAGGAGAGUCGAAGGAGUUGAAUGAGAAGAGGAUGGACGAUUUCAACGGCGCCUACGAGACGUUCGGAGAUGAGGGAUGUCGUGUCAUCGGAUUCGCGUGCAAGAAGUUCCGUGCUCCCGCCUCCUCCACAUUUUCAAUCAAAUCGAGCACCGUGCCGAUGGACGGAUGGGACUUUCUCGGCAUGAGCGCCAUUAUGGAUCCUCCGAGGGACGACACCCCGAAGGCUAUCAAAGCUUGCAAGGAAGCUGGAAUCAAGGUGUACAUGGUGACCGGAGACCACAAAUCAACGGCCACCGCGAUCGCCCGCCAGAUCGGAAUGAUCGACUCGGAAGACGUGACGAAUCUGGACCACAACCGUCAGGUGAUCAGACGGACCAACUCGCAGGACUGGGCAGUGAUCACGGGACCGGAACUUCCUGGACUUAAUGAAAAGCAAUGGGACGCCCUCCUCGAGCAUCGCUACAUUGUUUUCGCUCGAACGACUCCUGAACACAAACUGAUGAUCGUGACGGAAAGUCAGAAGAGAGGAGAAUGUGUGACGGUCACUGGCGACGGAGUUAAUGACGCGCCCGCACUGAAGAAAGCGGAUGUCGGCGUGGCGAUGGGUGUGGCUGGAAGUGACGUGGCCAAGCAGGCAGCUGAUAUUAUCCUUUUGGACGACAACUUCUCCUCGAUCGUGGCCGGAAUCGAGGAGGGACGUCUUCUGUUCGACAACCUCCGAAAGACCAUCGCCUACACCAUGACCCAUAUGUGGCCAGAGCUGGUUCCCGUCAUGCUCAACUUCUUCUUCGGAUUCCCGCUCGGCCUGACGCCUGUCCAAAUCCUCUCUAUCGACCUGAUCACUGACAUCCCGCCGGCCGUAUCUCUGGCCUACGAAGGUCCAGAAGCCGACAUCAUGCUCCAACCGCCACGCAAGAAGGAAACGCAUCUGGUCACGAAGGGACUCAUCACCUACACCUACCUAUUCAUGUCCAUCUUCAUCUCCGUCGGCGGCGUCGUCGCCUAUCUUCUCUCCUACUACCUGAACGGCAUCCGUCCGAUGGAGCUCGCCUUCUCUGCCAACGAGCACUUCAAAGUCGGAGCCACCAACUUCACAACUGGCACCGGAAUCGUGUUAUCCGCCGAGCAGCAAGUCUACAUCGCCGCUCAGGGCGCCGCUGCCUUCCACAUCGCCGUCGUCGUCGGACAAGCGUGGCAUUUGUGGAUGUGUCUGACGCGUCGUGUCUCGAUCUUCACGCACGGAAUGGCGAACAUCGUCGCGCUUCUCGCAGUCAUCAUCGACCUCCUUCUCAUCUGUCUCUUCACGUUUGUGCCGGGCGUUCAGUACGUCUUCGGCUCCCAACCACCGCCGUGGCAGGUAAGCACUACUUUGUGAAGUGUACAAUAUUCAGCUAUAAUGUAUUUCUCUUUCAGUGCUGGCUUGUCCCGACGGUUGUCGGCAUCUGGACUUGGAUCUUCAACGAGAUUCGCAAGUAUGGCAUCCGACAUCAUCCGAAGAACAAACUGGUUCGAAUGACAAAGUGGUAA
This is a messenger RNA of Caenorhabditis sp. 36 PRJEB53466, 3389 nucleotides long. The record is from the annotation of a GenBank genome assembly. NCBI's taxonomy places the organism in Eukaryota, Metazoa, Nematoda, Chromadorea, Rhabditida, Rhabditidae.